AUGGCUAAGUUAGCGCAAGAGAAGAAAGUGGCAAAUGAAAUCGAACGUUCAGUUUUGUUGGAUGAACUUGCUACAUCCGCUGUACACUCAAUCCUUCAACGUGAUAGACAAGAAUGUUUG
Acaulospora morrowiae is the source of this 120-nucleotide messenger RNA. Lineage: Eukaryota; Fungi; Glomeromycota; Glomeromycetes; Diversisporales; Acaulosporaceae. The record is from the annotation of a GenBank genome assembly.